Messenger RNA from Kwoniella shivajii, 2979 nucleotides. RefSeq lists its product as uncharacterized. The record is from RefSeq and is a predicted model, not a curated record. The transcript is spliced from 8 exons. Gene Ontology annotation, cellular component: pericentric heterochromatin. Gene Ontology annotation, biological process: chromatin organization; negative regulation of transcription by RNA polymerase II. Gene Ontology annotation, molecular function: chromatin binding. NCBI's taxonomy places the organism in Eukaryota, Fungi, Basidiomycota, Tremellomycetes, Tremellales, Cryptococcaceae. Bases 1 to 2979 code for a protein of 992 amino acids.
AUGUUAUCUUUCCUUGCAUCUUCAAGCACUCCUGUAAAUCCGACCUACUCCACUACAUCAUUUCAAGAUCAACGCCAAGGUAGUAUGCCACCUCCUUCAUCGUAUAUUCUUCCUACUGGAAAUGGUGAAGCGUCAACCUCUUCUUCCUUUCUCGAAAUCAAUGGUGAAUCAUCAUCAUCAUCUUCGUUUUCGCAAAAAAUACCUCGCCAGUCAGAAGUGAACGGUGGACCAUCAAGACAUGAUGAACAAUCAAGAACAAGAAGGUUUAGACCAACUUCAUCGUCACCUUCACCCUCAUUAGGACUAACACCAGCGCCUUCAAUAACACAAGAACUAUUUCGUAUAACGCAAUUGUUAUUUUCCUUUGAUAAUGAAUCAAGGAAAUAUCGAUAUGAAGCUGAAAAACGACUUGAGACGCUGGAAGAAACGUUUGAUGAAAGGAUGAAAAGUUUUAAUCAUGUGUUGAAGAACGUUGAAGGUUUAUUGGAAGAAGAAAAAGGUGAUAGGAAUGAAAUAAGAGAAUUGGUUCAAGGUUUAUCUAAUAGAAUGGAAUCGUUGGAAAACGUUUGUAAAUCAAGAGGUAACACUAUCAGUAUCAGUAAUACCACCAGUAGAGAAAAUACAAUUUUAUCAUCAAUCUCUGGACCAGGACAUGGACCUGGAUCAUUCAAUAGUUAUCACCGUUCUAACUGCUAUCCCCAUGGUGAAAACCAAGGACAAAUUAAUCAGUUGGAUUCAAUAACAAGGGAAAAUUCUAUCCAAAUAGAAUUACCUUUUUCCCAACAAAAUUCGCAACAAAAUAACCAAAAUCCGUCUUUCCCGUCUUUGGAUGAACAAAGUACGCAAGAUCAUACCAACGAGGAGAAUGAAACCGACUCCUAUCAAGCACGAGUAGAAGAAUCAAAUAGAAUGAACGACACUUUCAGCCACGACCUACCACUUGAGAUAGAUGGUGGAUUCGAUUCAGAUAUAGGAGAAAGAGAACAAGAGAAAGAUAUGACGGAUCAAGGGAUUUUCAUGGACAUUGACGAUACAUUUCAACCUGUUGAUAUGGAGUUAGGAAUUGACCCAAGAGACAUUAUGCGACCUCCUGAAAUAUCAACAGAUAUACUUGUAUCAGAUAACGCACAAGUACCCGAAGAAGAGGAGGAAAGUUCGGGAUCUGAGACGGAACAAACGGGAAAGGAAAUGACAAAGAAAGUUGCCGCUGUCAUAUCUCGAAGCAAAGGAAAGCAACAGGCCGAAAGUACCUCUCACAGCCACACACAGAGUCCGGAAGUCGACACCACUGCCCACUUCACUCGCUCUCAGAGUAGACCAGCUCGAACUCAACGGUACAAUCCUCCAUCUUCAUCACAUUCUGAUUCAUCAUCCUCAUCCGCUGAAGAAGACGAAGAAGAAGAAGAAGAGGGCUCAUCCCGACCACCUGCUAGACUUCCAUUCCCGCCUCGCCAAGAAACCUCCCCCUCACAGACGAAGAGAAGAGCAAGACUACGAGAAAGCCAAAAUAACCCCGAAAGUAAACAACAACGAUCGAAUAGAGCUUCUUCGAGUGAAUUAACACAAGCAUUUGCCGGUCCGUCGGAUUAUAUAGAUCUUGACUCGCCAUCCGCAGAACCCGAUGAGCCGGAUAGAAAGAGGAGGAGGAAGAGCGGAAGAUGGGCGAAAAAGGACACACGUCAACCUAGUACAAGGAAAAAUAAUAAAGGUAAAGGUAGACAAAGAAAGUUCUAUGGACAAGUUAGACUGGCCAUGAAAUGUUUAGCUAUGUCGGAUGGCCAAAAGGUUACAACAGCAGAAUGGCCAAAGAAGGGUCCCAAUACCGCUAGAGGAAGGUUGGAAGAGAUCGUGUGCGAUCUUUGUAAAGGCAGGUGCCAUUGGAGCUGUGCAGGCAUCCCAGAAGAUAGAGACAUGUCGGAUGAGACUUGGCUUUGUCCAGAUUGUAUUUACCUUACAGAAGUCGACGAACUUCCAAGACAAAUGAUCGAUACGGUGCAGCAAAUCAGAUGUAUCAGGUUCAAUUGUAUUCUUAGGGAGAAACGGGCAAUUGAUCACAUGGACGGCGAAGAAGAGAUGUAUUUUGUGGAAAAGAUCGUUGGUCGCAAAGCCGUAGCAAGAGAACCAGAUUCCAAUAAACGCAUUUUCGUUUAUUUGGUCAAAUGGGAUGGAUACGGUCUGGAUGAAUGUACUUGGGAACCCAACGAAAAUCUCGGUCCAAAAAGCGUUGGUCUGAAAGAUGCGUUUGAACAGUCAGCCAAAAAGACCAAAAGCGAUCUGAAAGUCCGUGUAUGUGUUCUGCCUGAAGCGAGGGAAUAUUGGGCCCAGAAUACAGGAGAACCUGUUGUGGAUAUAGAAGACUCAAGGGUAGAAAGCGUGGAAGCUGAACAAAUGGAUGAAUCAGUUCUUGGUGAUGGUCGUACAGAUACGCUUACGAGGAUUCAAGACGUAGAUGAGCAGGUGAUGGAAGAAGAAUUGGUGGAGGAGACCAGUGUUCCAGUCGAUCUCAGACCAAAGGAUGUGGAUGAAGAGGAUAGAACGGAGACUGUUGGACACGAUGAGACGACCAACAAUAAUCAGGUUCAGGGAUCCGUGCGGGACUCGAGUGAACAGAACGAGAUUGUGGACGAAAAUCGAGAGCAAGAGCAGGAACAAGAGCAAGAGCAAGACGAACUCGAAGAAGAUAGUUCGGAGUAUAUGAGAAGUUUUGAUGAAGCAGACGAUGAUCGACAAAAUGGCAUUGUUCCCGAUGAAGAAAAUGUAGCAAGUGGUGAUGACCAACCUGAACCAGGCUAUGAGAAUAAGGGAGAAGGUGAGAAAGUCGCAGAGCAAGGUGGAGAACAACCCGAAGGUGGAAAACGAGGUGACGAAGGUGAAGGAGAAGAUGAAACUGAUGAAUUAGACCAAGAUGGUGAUAUGACUGAAAAGACAGCGGAGAACACGGAAAAGAAAAAAUUCAUGUUCGGAUUCAGAGUUUUCUGA